AUGUACCAGUGCAAAGAUUCUUUAAUAUCUGCAGUCAGCCAUGUGGGUAAUUGGGAAAUUAGUGAUCGAUGUCAGAUUGGUGAAAAAAUAGGAAGUAUUGCAUUUAUUGGAUCAACUUUGUUUGCGCCUGGUGAAUGGAUAGGGAUUAUUCUUGAUGAGCCUUUGGGCAAAAAUGAUGGUUCUGUCGAUGGCCAUCGUUACUUCACUGCAACUAGCAAACUAGAACGUGUGCAGUUAUCAAGUCCUAUGAUCGAAGCUUCUCAGAACAAUGAAUUUUGUAAAGAAUAUGGGAUGGAAAUCGGUGAUCGGGUUCUUGUUUCGGGAGGUAAAUAUGGGAUAUUACGCUUUCUUGGAGAGACAGAUUUCAAGGAGGGUAUUUGGGCUGGAAUUGAAUUAGAUCAGCCUGUUGGCAAAAAUGAUGGGAGCGUUCAGGGUAAGCGUUAUUUCACAUGCAGACCUCCAUAUGGUCUUUUUGCAGCUGCAUCAAAGGUUGUCCGAGUGCCUUAUCAAAAUACGCCCAAGAUUAAAAUUCGACAUACAAAGACAUCUGCAUUGCGAUUACGCUUUGGUAGUCAAGAAUCGUUAUCAUCUAUUGGAGCAUCGUCAGUCGCUUCUUCUCGACUUUCGAAAUUCAACUCAAAUACGCCACGGCAGAUUCAGAGGCCAUUUAUUUUGUCAGCAGCUAGGGGACAAGAAGAUUUGUUUAAAACACUUAAAGACUCACUAAAAGAGAAAGAGAUACAUUUGGAGCAGAUGAUUAGGGAACGUGAUCUUGAACGUCAUGAAAUGGCAGCUUUGUCAAAUCGUUGUGAAGAAAUUGCAGCACAAACGGCACAGUUGGAAAAAGCAAAAAAUUCGGUGGAUCAAGAGUGUAAAUUGAUAAAUACUAAGUUGACUGAAGUGAGUGCUAAAUUGAAAGUCGCAGAGGACACGAUUAGAGAUCUCACUAUGCAGCUAAAGGAGAAGAACGAUGCUUUUGAUGAUUUAGCAUUUCGUCAUGACGAAGAAACCAUCACGAAUGCUGAAUUGAUGGAAAGGAUAUCUGAACUUGAGAAAGCUAAAAAAGGAGUAAUUUGAUU
This is a messenger RNA of Thelazia callipaeda (thelaziosis nematode), 1079 nucleotides long. The record is from the annotation of a GenBank genome assembly. NCBI's taxonomy places the organism in Eukaryota, Metazoa, Nematoda, Chromadorea, Rhabditida, Thelaziidae.